ACUCCGGCCGCGCCGCCGACCCCGCGUGCGGUGAAUCACUAACCCAGCAUGGUGUGCCGCCUCCGAUGGAUGCCUCCACGGUCAGCAUCGCAGAAAUGUCCAUGGGCGACGACAGUGUGUUUGCCUCUGACAUGGAAGCCGCCAGCGAGGUGCAGCGGAAGCGCAGCCUCCUGCUGGAGCUUCGCGCGGCCAACAGCGAGACUGCGGACGAUGAUAGCCUGAUGAACGACUACCUCAGCCGCCAUCGCGGCUCCAUCUCCGCGGCCAUCGAGAUGCUGAGUCUGUUCACGGAUGAUGACAUCCCGGCAUGGCAUGGUGCCGAUGCCGAGGGAGACUGCAGCUCCCGCGUUGAUGAUAGUCUGUCACUUCACGGGGCAGACUACACUGACAUCAUACCUGCCAUGCUGCGAGGUAUGGGUGGUUGGCAGGAUGGCGAUGUAGGUCAUCGAGGUCCGCGUGACGCCGGAGACGGAGCGGAGGAUCCCAUCAGCACCUCAUGUCGUCAGCCAGCCACAAGCGCUGUGUUCAAGAGCAUGAGUGACCCUUGUGUGCCAGCUAGCCGGGUCUCAAUUACUGAGGUCGCUCAUGAUACGCAAGCACCGACAGUCACAUCGCCAACUCCGACUGAUGAUGCAUCACGCACCUCCGAAGUCCACACCAAGAUGGAGGACGUAACCGAAGUGACACAAAUCGACUCUGGAGAAAGCAUCGAUGAGUUUCUCAGGCUGGAAUCUACACUUGCCAGAGAGGCCUCAGAGGCUAACAGUGGAGCUUUUGACAAAAGUCUUGGCUUGGAGAGCAGUGGCAACGAGCAUGAGGCAGCACAAGAGCGCGAGCGCAAUGUAAGCAUCUGCUCCGUGAUGUCUGAAGAUGACCCUGCCUUGUUCCUGCGUGCCCUGUUAACCAAGGGUCGCCAGGACAGCGUAGCCUCUGCCUCGUCCGACGGGGUUCGGGUGAUGGAGGUCACCUCACCACACUCUGUCCUGCAUGAGCACAGCUACGACGUCGAGGAGCCCGAGACUACCGACGCAGAGGAUUCUCAAGAUGAUGACGAUGAUGAACAGACGCUGGCCGGAAGUGAAGGAGAAGAAGAUCUCCUGGAUGAGGCUGAAGAAGACGACGAGGAACCAGCUCCAGAGGAGGAAGGGUUUCCGUCCAUCCUGUCUCCAAUCAGUGAGCGCAGUGAGCCAGGGAGUUCAGAGUCGCGAACGCCCAGUCCUGAUGAGGUCAAUCCCGUGGGCGAGAAACUACCGCGCGGCUACAGCGCGUCUCACUCUCUGCAUGGCACCAUGCGCUCACUGCUGGACAAGCUGAAGAUGCCGCGCUGGUCGGCUGUGGAGCGACUAGCGGCCCUACCACCACCCUCCGCGCAUCAAAGAGCUCUGGCUGCCACCCUGGCCGUAUCAGAGUACAGUCCGCGGCCGUCGCUAGCAAGCUCCGGAGAUGAGAGUGAUGACACGCUCGGAGAAAGAGUUGUAGAAGGCUCUGAAGGAAGCGGAAGUCUACGAGCAGCCCGUUCGGGUAGUUUGGAUGAGCUGUCGUCCUCGAGGAGCUCAAUCGAGCGAUCUCGAAAGAUUUCCCGAGAUCUAGAGACGCAUGAGCUUGAAGAGUCAAAGCGUGCAGGUGCUGAAAGGAGGGCUUUCCCUUUACGACGUAGCUGCAGCACCGAGGAGCUCGAUGAACUUAAUGAAUUUCUGCAGCUUGAGAGGCAGAUCAUGUCAGAGACAGAGACAGAAUGUGAAAUGAGGUGAUGCGUUUUUGGAAAUUAACAACAUCGAAGUCAAACAACCUGCCAACUGUCUCGCUACAAACUUUGUGUUGUGACAUGCAAGAGCGUAACGAUGUAAUGUUUGAUACUAACUGCAGUGAGAGUCCGGGAAUUGUAGCUAGAAGUGUGCUGUGUUUUCAUUUAUUUAUUGAGCUAACUACGCGUGAAGAUUAUUUUGCAGCCGCAUGCCCCAAUGCAUGCGUAUUUUGCAGCUAGCCGAUGCUUAUCAAGGGGACCAAACAAGACAACGGCCCUGUUUGACCAGUAGUGCCCGCCAGCAGCCGCCCAAGUUCACCACGGAGCUCACCGACCAGAAGGCGAAGGAGAACUCGAGCGAAGUGGAGUUCAAGUGUGCCGUCUCGGGUGUACCGAGACCAGAGGUGACGCUGUUCCACAACGACCUACGACUGUCGCUCUCUCGCUUCGUGCGUAUCCUGUACGUGGACGACCGCGUCAGUCUGGUGCUGUGCGAUGUCACUCCAGACAUGGCCGGCCAGUACACGGUGCGCGCCGUCAACCCGGCCGGAGAGGCCACCUCCACCGCCACGCUGGAGGUGCAGGAAUUGUCUGAAGAGGAGC
Messenger RNA from Amphibalanus amphitrite, 2347 nucleotides. RefSeq lists its product as uncharacterized. The coding region runs from base 66 to 1751 and encodes 561 amino acids. Lineage: Eukaryota; Metazoa; Arthropoda; Thecostraca; Balanomorpha; Balanidae. The transcript is spliced from 4 exons. The record is from RefSeq and is a predicted model, not a curated record.